GCGGGGCGGAGCCGGCCACGGAGACUGGCCGCGGCCAUGGCGGAGUGGGGGCGCGGCCAGGGUCAGAACGGUAUGGAUGAUAUGUUAGAUGUCGAGAACAAGCGUAUGGCAGACAGCCUUGCCACCAAAGUCACCAGGCUGAAAUCGCUGGCACUGGAUAUUGACAAAGAUGCUGAAGAUCAAAAUCACUAUCUGGAUGGCAUGGACUCAGAUUUCAUGAGUGUGACCGGCCUGCUGACUGGGACCGGGAAGCGUUUUUCCAGCAUGACGCGAUCAGGGAGGGAUAAUCGCAAACUACUCUGUUAUGUUUCUGUUGGACUGAUUGUCGUCUUCUUCAUCCUCUACUAUCUGGUGUCGAAAGCACGGACUUGAGUGAGGUCCUUGUAGUGGAAUUUUUAUGGAAUGGAAAGCUGUGACAAUGUUAGACUUAUUCAAAGUCACCCUCAGUUUAUCCUGCUGAGAGAUUUCUGGAGGAUCAGAUAACAAGUUGGAGUCCAAAGAAGCUGUUGUUGUGGGUGGUCUUGGACAUCUGGGUCAUAUAAUUUUUUUUCUUAAUAUAAGGUGAAUGAUUCAUUCUAACCUUUUUUAAAUUUAUGUAUGACACAAUUUGAUCUUGUUGAUAGUCAGCUGUCAUCUAUUGUCUUGCUAUCUAUAUCCUUCAGCCCUCUUCUAUUGAUUUGUCCAUGGCCUCAGUGUUAACUUCACUGUCUUCCCAUGCUGUUAAUAUGAAGGUUUGUGAUCAAAGUAAAUCCAUAACCAUAACAUGGGCAAUUGGCCUGUGCUCAGUUCACUUAUAAAAGCAGAGCAUGUUACAAAGCUGAAUGUGAGCUUGGGAAGCAGACACUCCUGGAUUUUAAGCCAAAUCUUUUUUCUGACUUUGUUAUGGGGAUGCCAGUGGUAUUUCUGCGGGUUAAAAUAGUUUUGUAUAGUGCUUUGAAGUUCCAAAUUGCAUGCAGGGUAGGCUUGGAGCUAAAUACCUUCUUAUUACAUUGAACUACUGAUGGACUUGGGGAUAGAGUGAGAUGUUACUAGGAUAAGAGUUUGGUUCUACUGAUUAUUUUUGUAGUAGAUGGGGAGAAGAUUCUACAGGAGAGAGCUGGCUGGUGUUAGUAUUUUCUUUGUAUCAUAAGUAUGUGUGAGCGAUUAUAGGUAUGCAUGGCUUUCCCAUUGCAACCAUUAAAGACCUGAAACAGCUGAAAACCUAGGGAGCAGGGAAGUAUUAAUUUGCAGUGUCUAAAAGAUGAUUUGAAGUUGCUUUAGGCCUUGUUGUAUGCCUUUGACAGUUGGUACUAGCAUCCUCAUAAAUUAGCACUUUGGUAUGUGGAGGAAGACAUUUCUUACACAAACUUAGAGUUUAGGUAACAGGGUAAAACCUGGCCCCAUCUUUUUUAAUAGGAAAAGGAGGAGCAAAGGAUUUGACCAAAAGCGUGAUUUUAAAAACAGAAAGUCGCUUCAAAUACUCAACUUGGUUUCUUCUCUAUAGCCGGUCUGGUAGAUAUUUAGCAUACCACUAGUUGUAUCUUUCUGGAAUAAAUAUAUGAAAAAGUAUUGUCUGUUUAAAGCAGUCACUCUCUAGAGUGUUCAGGACUUUGAGAUGCAACGCACGUGUAAAGCCCUUAUUCUACUAUAAAGCUGCAGUAUUCUGUACAUUAGAAAGCUGUGCAAAUAAAGGCUGUCUCGGCCACUCCAUCUUAUGGUGUACCAUAUGCUAGUUAAGAAUGUUCCUUGAAAAACACCAUUCUUCUCCCCUUUCAUGGAAUGAACUUGCCAUUACUUCACCCUUCAUUCUGUUCCAGGCCUGUUCUCUCAUAUCUGAAUUAUUUAUAUCUUCCUUCAAUUCCAUCAAAUCAUGUAUAACUAGUAAAAAUACUGCUAUAGUAGGGUUUGGGCCUUUUAAAAAAAUAGAAUAAAAAAAACCCCCUUAUUGUACAAAGCAACUCUGCCAUAAAUGUUUUAUAGUGUGUAUUUUGUCUGAAAUUGUUUCCCUGUAAGGAUUCUUAGCUCGUUUUAUGCCAACCAAAUUGCUGGACCAAAAAACUAUUCCUUUAUGUACUCAGUCUUUCUGUAUCCUGGCCAAUUUAUAUUCUCUAAUUCCUAGGUACGUUUUUCAGCCUUGACAAGUGAUGUGCAGUACAUCUGAGGAGUUUUUUUCUGACCCAAGAACACUGACAAAACUGGAUGUAAAUCUGAAAUAAUAAAUCAAUCUCCUCCUCCUCACCUUGAAUCUUGAUCUCAUAAUAAGCUAGCUAACCUACUUCAACUUAUCUUGUUCCAGAGUUUUGAGACAGAAGGUGCAGUGGGUAUGUGUGGAGAAGGAGGCUGUGGUGACCCAAUUCUGUUUUGCAUUGUUUUCUGUGGCAAGACUUGGCAGUUCUGAGCUCAUUUUACAUUCUGAAGGGUAAAUUGCUUGGCUUCAUUCUGUAAAGUAAAUCCCUCCUGAUGAAAGGAUUCCAAAUCACUUCAGCAGUGAUCUGCUUAUUUUGCUUUUUGUGCUGAAAAUAAAGUUGUACUGUUUUAAGAGA
Messenger RNA from Gavialis gangeticus (Gharial), 2522 nucleotides. It is a transcript of the gene BET1L, whose product is annotated as Bet1 golgi vesicular membrane trafficking protein like. NCBI's taxonomy places the organism in Eukaryota, Metazoa, Chordata, Crocodylia, Gavialidae. Gene Ontology annotation, biological process: retrograde transport, endosome to Golgi; regulation of retrograde vesicle-mediated transport, Golgi to ER. Gene Ontology annotation, cellular component: SNARE complex; Golgi trans cisterna. Gene Ontology annotation, molecular function: SNAP receptor activity. The transcript is spliced from 4 exons. The record is from RefSeq and is a predicted model, not a curated record. Bases 37 to 372 code for a protein of 111 amino acids.